Messenger RNA from Naegleria fowleri, 720 nucleotides. RefSeq lists its product as uncharacterized. Lineage: Eukaryota; Heterolobosea; Eutetramitea; Acrasida; Naegleriidae. Gene Ontology annotation, biological process: endoplasmic reticulum to Golgi vesicle-mediated transport; vesicle fusion with Golgi apparatus; retrograde vesicle-mediated transport, Golgi to endoplasmic reticulum. The record is from RefSeq and is a predicted model, not a curated record. The transcript has a single exon. Gene Ontology annotation, molecular function: SNAP receptor activity. Gene Ontology annotation, cellular component: ER to Golgi transport vesicle membrane; SNARE complex; Golgi membrane. Bases 1 to 720 code for a protein of 239 amino acids.
AUGCUCAAGCUGACAUUCAUCGCUCGGCUUUCUGAUUCACUGCCGUUGGCUGAAUCGAUUGAUGAAAAAGAUGGAGAGGAUGACAACAUCACUAAAUCAGUAAUUAGUAACGGAAAAAAAUCAAACAAUAAUCAACCCGAUCCCUAUGAGCAAUAUAAAACUCAACGAAAAAAAAUUUUGGAGCAAUUAGCAUUGUUAGGAUCAAACUCAAAUGAAAAGAUGAGCAUUGAUAGUGGAUCUAUGGUUUUUCACACUCUCACCAGCUCUGGUUUAAUAUAUAUGACCCUUUGCGAAAAAUCAUACAGUUCUCAAUUAGCAUAUGCUUUUUUAGAUGAAUUAAAAAAGGAAUUUGAACAAUUGUAUGGAUCUGAGGUCCAUAAAGUAGAACGACCAUAUGCAUUUAUGAAAUUCGAUACAUUUAUUCAAAAGACACGAAGAGUUUACACCGAUUUACGUACUAAACGAAAUUUACAAAUAUUGAAAGAUGAAUUGCAAGACGUCCAUCACAUUAUCAAAAAGAAUAUUAGCGAUGUUAUUGGAAGAGGGGCUCAAUUAGAACAAAUGGGUGCCAUGAGUAAUGAAAUCUUAGACGGUGCUAAAAAGUUUAAAAUGCAAGCAGCAGAGCUAGCUGAUUUAACAUUCUGGAAAAAGUACAAAAUAUUUAUUAUCAUUGCGGCGGUAAUUCUGUUUUUACUGUUGCUCCGUUAUGUAUUGUUCUAA